Messenger RNA from Moneuplotes crassus, 724 nucleotides. The record is from the annotation of a GenBank genome assembly. NCBI's taxonomy places the organism in Eukaryota, Ciliophora, Spirotrichea, Euplotida, Euplotidae.
GCUAUUAAUUCUAAAUCCGUCAAAGCUAAUCCUUGUGAUAUAGAUCCUUUGGAAAGAGACCAUUUCUAGCCUCAAGGGAUUUAUAGAAGAAGGUCAGGAAAUAGAACCAAUAGGAGAUGAAGACCUUAAAGGUUCAUCUUAGAAGGGGAGAUGAAGGAAGGAGGAUGACAAGAACCUGUUCUUCACUUAUAGAGCAAUUUUAUGGCAUUCAAUGAUGAACUUGAAAGAUGUCAUCUUGACUCCAUCGAGUAAAAACAAAGUUCAUAAGAAACUAAUCCUUGAAGUUGCCAAAAAGGCAAAUUGAAAAGGAAAGAUAUCGAUGCUUGUGAGAAGGCUUCAAAAAAUACUUAACAAUAACAAUAAUUUCUGUACGCAAGAAGCAAGACCUGAGCAGAAUGUAUAAAAAGCAAGUCAAAAAAGGACACAUAAAUUGGGAGUCAAUGCUGCACGAGAUUCCUGGAAAGACCUUGAUAUACAUGCAGGAUUCUGAAAAAAUAUUAAAGUAAAGAUCCACCCAGACUUUCAGGCAAUAAAAUCAGAAGAUUUUAAAUUCAACAUUGCCUUCUAUGAAAGUGCUACUAAAAGAGCUUUCAAAAGAGUUAAAGAGAAAGAUGAGGUAGAGAAAGAAGAGAGGGAUGUUAUUCCCUAACCCUUUCUCCUAGAGCUUUGAAGUCUCUCAAAAAUACAGAGGGAAGAUUUCAAUUAUCAAUUUGUAUUAAGCCAA